GGUUCGGCGACCGUCACUCGAUGUUUUUGUUUUAACUUGCCAAAUUAAAUACGUGGCCCUGUGGAAUUCGACUAAAAAUUGAAAUUUAUUAAUAAAUUUGAAGGAAAAACGUAAUUUUUAAGGAUUUUCGAGAUGUUUGACAUUCCAAUGCAUAUGGACUACGAUGGACAAGGCAGAGCUGAACGCCUUUCUCGGUUGAUUAUCACCCUCUUUGGCAUCGUUGGUCUCAUCUGGGGCGGACUUAUCCAACAAUUUUCCCAAACAGUUUACAUUUUAGCAGCGGGAUUUGUCCUAGCGUCAUUAGUUACCGUUCCUCCAUGGCCCAUUUACCGCAAAAAGCCACUCAACUGGCAAAAACCGAGACAAGAACCGACCCCAAGUACCUCCAGCAGUGGCGAUGACGGCAAAAAGAAGAAGAAAUAAAUGUCUUUUGUGUUAAAUAUUUAAAAUUUA
Molecule: messenger RNA, 453 nt
Organism: Culicoides brevitarsis
Lineage: Eukaryota; Metazoa; Arthropoda; Insecta; Diptera; Ceratopogonidae
Gene: Spase12
Product: signal peptidase complex subunit 1
Exons: 3
Coding region: 133-423 (96 amino acids)
Biological process (GO): protein targeting to ER
Cellular component (GO): signal peptidase complex; endoplasmic reticulum membrane
Source: RefSeq, a predicted model, not a curated record